AACCGAGAAUAUCCGAUUCAUUAUUUACCUUUAUGAAUAAAAUGCAAUUACGUUUCUGACUUUUCUAUCAAACUUUUGUAUGUAACGGCAACCUCUGAGCAAAACAAACGUAAUUAAGGACAUAAUAUCAACAUAAAUUAUUCAAGUGAGUGCUGACAGUGGAAUACUAAUCGUCAAAACUGGGUUGGGGAAAUAUUCACCGCCGCUGGAGCUGCCUUUGGAAAGCUUGGGGAGUUAACAAUGCAGCUUCAUCCAUCGGCAGAACAAAGUCCUGCAAGUGGGAAGUGGACAGAACAAGAAAUUGAAGCCUUAAGACAGUCUGUGAAAAGAUUUGGUGAAGAUCUUAAUAAAAUAAGUGAAAUUAUUAAAAACAGAGCCACCUCCCAGAUACGGAGCCAGCUGAAACGGAAGGCGUACGAGGAUGCAGGGCUACCACCUCCCGCAGAGCAGAGUCCCAAGAAGGCAGUCACUGUCCAAAAGCAGCAGCCCCAGCAGGUUGUUGUCGUGGAGACACAACAAUCCUCAAAGAAGCAAGAACGUAGAGAGGUGACAUUGAGUGCCCUAAAUGCUCCAGAGAGUGAUGUGGACAUUGAGGGCCUGGGAGAUACCGGCACGUCAAAAAAACUGGAUUUCGAUUCUGAUCUGGACUCCAGUCUGCUGUGAAAACAGGACAAGAACAGUGCAGGAAUAGUGGCUGGGACUACAUAGGCAGAUUGUUGUGUGCAAUAUGAUGCAGACAUUGCAGAUAUCUAGGCAGCUAACUGAGGUUCAUGAUUGGGUGUUUAUUGAAGUGUGUGUUUUGCAUGACUUAAGCAUGACUUGUUAAUCCUUUACUGCUCAGAUACGCAUUAGUUUGUAGAUCCUUAGAAAAUCAACUUUAAUUUAAUUAAAGACCAUUCUUAAUAGAUUCAAGUUUUAGGCUGCAUUUCAAACCCUAAGGAAUGGAUAAGAAGCAAACAGCAUUAAACCUGUACAGACUUUGAGUUACUUGCAUGCUGUUCUGGUUUUAUGCUGGUUGGAUAUAGCCAUUUUCACUUUGAUUCUGAGCAAAAAAGGGUUAAGUGCUAGAUGAAUAAGUUAUGGGUGUGUAACAAGGAAACUGUCAGAAUCUUGGAAAGGGUUGAAUUGAAUAAAUAAAUGAAAUAAGUAAAUGUUGGUGCUGAUGUUAUAGCCAUUUUAAUAAUCAAAUUAUACUUCAUUCCUAGUAAAUUGAUGAUACAAUUUCAUAAAUACAAAUCAUAUUCCUAAAGUGGUGAAAAACACUUUGUAACAUGAUAGCAUUAACAUUAUAAACAGUUUGGGAAUUUUUAUGACCCCCCGGAUCAAAUGAUCGGGGGUAUAUUGUUUUUGGCCUGUCUGUCUGUCUGUCAUUGCAUGUGUCUGUCUGUCCCAAAACUUUAACCUUGGUCAAAACUUUUGCAAUAUUGAUGAUAGCAACUUGAUAUUUGGCAUGCAUGUGUAUCUCGUGGAGCUGCACAUUUUGAGUGGUGGAAUGUCAAGGUCGUCCUUCAAGGUCAAAGGUCAAAUAUAUGGCUUCAAAGCGGCGCAAUAGGAGGCAUUGUGUUUCUGACAAACACAUCUCUUGUUUAUACAUGUAGCUUUGUAAAAAAAAGAUUCUCUCCAAUUCUCAGAAGUAUGAACUCGUAUGAACUCUUCUAAGUGAUAUUUGAUCUUUUUACAUAUGACAGUUUUUUCUUUAAGCUAUUGAUUGGUAUUAUUGAAUCAGUUUUAAAGCCACAUAAAUACUCAAAAUCAACGAAUACAUUAUGCGACGAUAUCCAAACAUUAAUAAGUGAACGUGAGAUCGGCUUCGGGCAGCCUUCAGAAGCUCAACGUAGUUCUCAUGAACUGCCCUAAGUAGAUAUCGGAUAUCAUUUUGUUAUUUUCACAUGGAAUAUAUCCAUAUUGUCCUAAACAAAAACAAAAAUGAGCAUAUGUAUUUCGUUAAAUCUAUGUUACCGGACCACAUCUAGCGUUGAAAUUUUGGCUAUUGCUAUAAGGAGCACUGAUUUUUAGUGUGUUAACUUAAUUUUGCGAAAACAUUUACGACAUAGUUGUUGAUUUUGAGUCUUUAUGUGGCUUUAAAUCCCUUUUAAUUUUAGUUGUUCAAUUUCUUCCAUGUUAAUGUUUGAAAAAUAUGUUUCUGAUUGUUUUCUGUAUGGUUGUCUCAGACAGUUUCUGCAACAGAACAAUUGUUACUUGCGCUUAAUUUUGAGUGGAAUGCUAUUCCAAAUUUGAUAGUUAAAUAACUUGCAUUGCAUCCGGAUAAUUAAAUAUGUUAUGGUAUACAAUAAAUCAAAUAUUAAUUAAUAUUUUAUUAUCUAUAUAACGUACUUCAUGUCUAUAGAAAUUUUGAUUGUGUCAAAAUUGUGGAUUUGUAUAAUAUUUGUGUACAUCUUGCCACAUAAAGCUAAAAUUAGCCAAUAACUUUAAUAUAAGUUACAUUUCUUAUCUUCAAUACUGUAUUUUUUAAUCCUAAAUUAUUGUUGGCCUAUUAAGGGCACUGAUUGCAUGUCAUAAAGUAAAUUAUGAAUGAUUCAUCUUUGUGCAUUUAUCUUGUUAAUGAUCAACUAUGUUAAAUAAUGUAAAAUAGUUUAGUUUGUCUUGAACUAAAUAAUGUAUUAAAGUAUUUGUGAAGAUUUUUUUCUGGUAUGGUUACAAUGAUAGAGGACAAUUUUGUGUAUAUAAUGUUGUAAAGUUCUUUUAUUAAUGUGUUUUUGAUAUUUAUGCGUAUAUGUUAUUAUGUAGCAGGAAAGAUGGAAAUAAAAUCAAAAUAUACUGUU
Messenger RNA from Dreissena polymorpha, 2783 nucleotides. Its product is annotated as chromatin complexes subunit BAP18-like. The record is from RefSeq and is a predicted model, not a curated record. The transcript has 6 exons. The coding region runs from base 241 to 663 and encodes 140 amino acids. NCBI's taxonomy places the organism in Eukaryota, Metazoa, Mollusca, Bivalvia, Myida, Dreissenidae. Gene Ontology annotation, cellular component: NURF complex; MLL1 complex.